This is a messenger RNA of Phaedon cochleariae (mustard beetle), 2368 nucleotides long. Lineage: Eukaryota; Metazoa; Arthropoda; Insecta; Coleoptera; Chrysomelidae. The record is from the annotation of a GenBank genome assembly.
CACAGUUUUCUGGAUAUAUCUGACAUGGGACAAUGGGUUUUGUUCCUACAGAUUUCUUUUUUUUAUCAUCGAGUUUCAUGGCAGCACCUUUAGAUGGAUACCACUGAUACAGAUAUCUACAAUAUGGAUAGGGAAAUGGGAAAUGCAAAUGACAUUUGCGCACAUUCAAAUUUCAAAAUAAGGGUAAAUUUUUAGGGUGCCCGGUGCCCCGCCCUUUAUUGUAGCAAGUUUAUGAAGGAUGUUUUAAUUUUUAAUGAUUCCUGCAAUAAAAUCAUGGGGGAUACCCUAGAUAUAUGUGAAAGAAUUGGAAAUAAUCUCUCAGAACUAGGAAAAUGGCGGAUAUGGCAGAACAUAAUCCUGGGCCAGUUUUUAUCUUUAAUACUAUGUGCCCUAAAUACUCUUUCUCAUUACAUAAACUCCACAUCAACUGCUACCAGUGUCUUACCAACAGGGCAAUCUUUUCCUCAUUACAUGUUUCUGUGUGCCAUUUAUACCAGUUGGCUGGCCUUUCGAAGAGGUGACAAGGGAUUGAUAUCCAUAAUAAAAGCGAGAGGUUGGAGAUAUCUAUUGCUUUGUUUGAUAGAUGUACAAGCUAAUACUUUGUUGAGUACAGCACACCAGUAUACAACACUAGCCAGUGUUCAGCUUCUUGGCUGUGUGGCUAUUCCAGUAGCACUAGCAUUAACCUGUCUAUUACUGGGUGUUCGAUAUCGUAUGGUACACAUUAUUGCUGUAUCUGUUUCUCUCAUGGGAGUUGGAUGUUUAGUAUGGGCGAAUAUAGAGGAUUCAAAGACAGAAGGAAAGAAUCAGCUAGUUGGAGAUAUGUUGUGCCUAGCGGGGGCCGUUUUAUUUGCAAUAGUCACUGUUCUGCAAGAACUCUCUGUGAAACACACUGAUAUUGUUGAAUACUUGGGUCUCCUAGGAUUAUUCGGUAGCAUCGUGAGUGGGGUUCAGAUGUUGAUCCUGGAAAAACAAACCCUCAUAACAUCUACGUGGAGGAACUCAAGCGCCCUGUUGAGUUCGUUUUCGGCGUGUCAAUUCAUGUUUUGUACAUUCUCUUCUGUGUUCCUGAUGAAUAUGGGCACGACAGCCUUACACUUGUCCCUGCUUUCAGGGAAUUUUUAUACUCUCAUCGUAGGAAUAGUUUUCUUCAACUACAAGUUCCAUGCUUUAUAUUUCUUGUCAUAUACAUUGGCAAUGACGGGAGUGUAUAUUUAUGCCAUUAAACAAACACCUGUAGCUGGUCGAAAUAUACCUUCAUCAGGUGAAAUGAAUAAUUCGAGUAGGUCAGAAUGUCAGCUACCAGAGCACAUGAUAACUGACAGCCCUGAGCAUACCCACAAUGAAAUACUCUCCGCAUUCGGGACAUUAAACAGUAAUGACACUUUCCCCCUGAGUCAUAGUACAAAUACAACCUUCACUUCUUUCUACGGUAGUCAUGAUGUAAUCAACCAGACAACUAGUACAUAAAUUCAUCAAAAUUUCUGUUUUUGGUGCUUGUUCCGAGAAUUUGAAGAAAACUAUCUUUGAUUGGCAAAUAUUUCGGCAAUUUGACAAGGUUAUCAUCAGGGACGGUAUUCUCGACAAGUAAACUUUUUGACGUAUACCCCUAAAAGUGGUACAAAGUGGUAUUCUUGACGACCACUCGUUUCUUGAAACAAAUACGAUGUAAAACGUGCGAUCCCGACAUCCGGCAUCACUGUAACGUCUCACAAAUUACAUUAUGUGAACAGGGCUCUGCAAGAAUAUAUUUAUAUUAAUGAUAUUGAUUAUUAUCCUUCUAAAUAAAUAAAACAUAUUUUCAUCAAUUGAUAUAGAAGAAUACGUGAGCAUGUUUUCAAAAAAUUAUGGUUGAAAAAUAAAGUUUGUGUGGUCGAGUGACAAUUCAAAUUGAACAAACCAUUUUAUUAAUACUGUAUUAUUUCAGAGCCACCAUAAAGGCAAUAUAAAAUUAUCGAAAAAAAGUAACGUAAAGUUGGUUAACGAACGUAACGUAAAGUUGGUUAGCAAACGAAAAUUGUUUUCUCUAAAUACUCAGAACUAGCCAAAAACAAACAGAACGGUCUUUGACACUCAAAUAUUUAUUGAUACUGUUUUUUACUCAUUGAAAUCUCAAAACUACGACAGGGUGUCCCACUCAAUUGUGUCAUCCCCCUUUAUCCUCAUAUAUCCCAACAUAUUUUGCCAUUAAAAAACUUUUCUGGGAUGAUGUUUCCUCAUAUCAACAAAAUACAGGGUGGCUAAGAGGAAACAUUCUUUUUUCGAAUGAAAUCUUAAUUUCAAUCUAUAAUAAUAUAUGAAUUAUAUAUUUUUUCAAUUCAGUUUGAGAGGCCACAUCGAAUUAUGGAAAAAAUAUAGAUAAUUUCAC